Melanotaenia boesemani (Boeseman's rainbowfish) is the source of this 3104-nucleotide messenger RNA. RefSeq names its product glycerophosphodiester phosphodiesterase domain containing 5a (gene gdpd5a). NCBI's taxonomy places the organism in Eukaryota, Metazoa, Chordata, Actinopteri, Atheriniformes, Melanotaeniidae. Gene Ontology annotation, molecular function: glycerophosphodiester phosphodiesterase activity. Bases 361 to 2094 code for a protein of 577 amino acids. Gene Ontology annotation, biological process: lipid metabolic process; positive regulation of neuron differentiation. The transcript is spliced from 16 exons. Gene Ontology annotation, cellular component: plasma membrane. The record is from RefSeq and is a predicted model, not a curated record.
ACGGUUAGCGCGCUCAGGCAGGUGCGUCUUUACUCAGGACCAAACCUUCUCUGGCUUUUUUUAAUAAAGGGUUGCCGGAGGGGGUCGGUGCAUCUUUUCAGCAGGUCUCCGCGGUCUGUGGGUAGACUUAGGCUGAUGUUUGGUGCCGGAUCGCCGCUCAGAGUAACUUGAAAUUUCUCCACGAGCCCUUAAAACUGCGCAAAGACGUCGUUAUGUGAGCGUCCGUGGAAAUAAGUGAUUAACCAAGAGUUUCGGACGUUUUUCUGUCGUGUCCAGGAUAAAGAGGCUGUAGAGGAAGCGAGGGUUCCCAGUCCUGUAGGGGAUGUUAACAGACUGGCAACGCGUUAAGGCUGAAGGAGCAUGGUGAAACACCAACCCUUGCAGGUCUAUGAGAAGCAGGUCUUUCUGUCCUUUGUCACUGGGAUCUAUGGUUGCCGCUGGAAACGCUACCAGCGCUCCCAAGACGACAGUUCCAGGUGGGAGUGUACAUGGCUUGCCAUCUUGUGCAGUUCUUUCCUUCUGCUUCUUUUUUGGGCCUAUUUCUGGUUGGUGGCUCAAAAUGACUUCAAUGACUUCAACAGGUCAGUAUACAACCGUUCUGGGGAGUGGACAGAUGAGACGAUCCCCAUCCUGAUAUCCACCACCGUGGGAUUCAGCUACAUCACAUUCCUAUUGAUUUUAGCACUUUUCCAUAUAUCUUUGGGCCAGCAGCUCAAUCUCUACUGGGUUCACAAGAUCGGAGUGUUGGCCACCCUGCUCACUACUAUCUCUGGCAUCGUCUCUGUUGAUGAUGUCUGGGGAGAUGAGUGGGAUAUACUGCUUGUUUCACUGCAGUCCACAGCACCUUUCCUGCACAUUGGAGCGCUGGCUAUGGUCACGGCCUUGAGCUGGUUGGUAGCUGGAUAUGUGGUCCGCAAAGAGAGAUCCAAUUUCCAGAUGAUGGUGUUGGUGGUUUACUUUCUAAUCCUCCUGGCUGUUUGCCUGGCACCGCUCACAUUCACCUGCCCCUGCAUCAUGGACCGCAGUACCCUCAAACCGCGACCAAAUGUAAUUGGCCGACGGGGAGCGCCUAUGCUGGCCCCAGAAAACACCAUGUUGUCCUUUAACAGAGCCCUGCAGCACGGAGCCAGCUCCCUGGAAGCAGAUGUCACCAUCAGUGUGGAUGGAGUACCCUUCCUCAUGCGAGAUCACACACUGAGACGAACAACGGACGUCAGUAAGGUCUUUCCAUCGAGACAGCGUGAAGAUGCCUCCUUCUUCAACUGGACAGAAAUACGCUCUCUGAAUGCAGGGCAGUGGUUUUUGGAGAGUGACCCCUACUGGACAGUCAAAACCCUGACAGCAAAGGAUCGCAGCAGGAUAGGAAACCUAACGGUUUGCAGCCUUGUGGAGAUGCUGCGUCUGGCAGCCAGGGCCAACAGCUCUGCGCUUGUCAACAUCCGCAAGCCUCCACCGGAGCAUCCACGUUUCCGGAGCUGGUUUAUGGACACACUGUGGGCUUUGCAGAAAGCAGGAAUUUCCCACAAAAGGGUGACAUUGUCCCCCGACACAGACAGGGGGAGGGUGCGAGGGCUUCAGCAAACCACAAAUGAGAAGCUGUCAGUAGAAGAGAUAAGGCAGCGAGGAAUUACAAGUCUAACUCUCCACUACGGCAAGAUCAGCUAUGAAGACAUACAGGAAUAUUUGGCCAACAAUGUGAGUGUGACUGUCUACCCUGUGAAUGAGCCAUGGCUCUACUCCAUUCUGUGGUGUAGCGGGGUGCCUUCUGUGUCCUCUGAUGCUCCUCAAGUCCUCCGAAAAGUGCCUUACCCUGUCUGGCUCAUGAGUCAUAGUGCAUACAACUUCAUCUGGAUCUCUUCGGACCUCGUCUCCCUCGCCAUAGUUAUAGGGAUUUUCUGUUUCCAGAAGUGGAGAAUUAGUGGGAUGCAGAACUAUAACCCGGAGCAGAUUAUGCUCAGUGCUGUACGGCGGCCCAGUCGAGACGUCAACAUCAUGAAGGAGAAGCUCAUUUUCUCAGAACUGAAUAAUGGACUAGGCAGCACAGAGGAGCUUUCUCUGUAUCCUGAGAACGGUCAUGUGAGAUUCUCUCUGUAGAUUUCAGAUGCUGAAUUAAACUGAGUCGACGCUGGAAAGUUGUAUUUGGUUUGACUUCAGUGCUUGGACACUAAUAAAAAUGACUUACUUGAGAAAAGAAAGAAGCAUUUAAGGGACUAAAAUUUUCAACUUCUUCUCAAGGUGUUUGCACAUAGCUGCCGUACUGAGUUCAAAAGUACUAACAAGUAAUAUGCAAGUGGUAGUAGUUAUGCCCUGUGAUAUCUGAAGUGCAGAGGUCUGUCAUCAUAUAAUAACACUCUUAAUGGAUUUAUUUAUCAUGUAAUUUUCCAAUAAUUCAGUAGAAACCUGCCAGUAUAAAUCAUAUAUAUCAUCAUAAAUCAUAUUCCUUUAAAAUAACUCUUCACUCACCUUAAAGUUUUGCAGGAAAAAGUGAUACUUCACUUUCAAUUAUGUAAAUUUGUGUUGAAAAAUAUAAAAUAUGAUUAAUUAUCAGUGGAAACGUGGCUGGUAUGUGCCUAUGGCCUCACGACUAAAGAGGUUAGCUUACAAACAGGUAAAAGUGGGAUGAAACAGAGGCCAACAGUGACAAAAAACUGGGGUGUUUUUUUCUUUUUCAGUAAAUUUAAAGUACCUGAUUAAUAUGAAAGAACUAGACAAUGUUCCCUCUUCUAUUUCACUGAUGUUUUAUAAUAGAAAAUGAAUGAUGGAAACUUCUGUCAUGUAAAUACUUGUUUUUUUUGUUCCUCUUCAAGAUGAUUUCCAAUGGUUUUAAUAUAUGAAUGGUGUGUUUUACCUGAGCAUUUAUUAUCAUUUUGCUGUCAUUUUGUUGUUGUUCAAAUCUUUUUUUCUGCCUCUUUUCAUGCCAUGAUUGUUUUACAUUUAGUUACGUUAGCUAUCUGAACUUUCACAUGCUGCCUUUUUGUUACGUUGAUGUACUUGUAGAAUAGUUCAUCUUCAGUUGUGUUUUUAUAGUGCUAAUUUCAGCUUACAGUCACUGUUUUAGCUGCAGAUGUAUUGACUCUUCAAUAAAUAAGAUUUUUUUUCCUCUU